AUGCCUUUCGGCACGAUCUACAGCUUCCCGGGCGACCAGCCUCGGACCAUCGCGAUCAAAGCGGUCGCCAAAGCCAAUAAUCUCGAUCUCAAAAUCGUUGAAGAGCCCAAGACCCCUGCCCACUUUGCGGUCAGCAAACUGGGCAAGGUUCCUGCGUUUGUCGGCGAGGAUGGCUUCGAGCUGAUCGAGUGCAUUGCCAUCGCCAUUUACAUCACCUCCCAGAAUGAGGAGACUACACUUCUCGGAAAGACGAAGAAGGACUAUGCCAAUAUCCUCAAAUGGAUGUCCUUCUUCAACUCCGAAAUCAUCGUCCCCCUGGUCGAGAAGUACCUUCCCUUGGUCGGCAUCCGUCCCUACAACAAAGACACGGUAGACAUGUUCACCAAUAUGGCCCAGGCAGCUGUUGACGUUGUGGAGGAGCAUCUGACCGGCAAAACCUUCCUGGUCGGUGAGGAGAUCUCUUUGGCCGACCUCUUCUGCGCCGGGAUUAUUUCCUUCGGCUUCGUGUUCUUCUACGGCAAGGAAUGGCGCCAGGCCAACCCCAAUGUAUCUCGUUGGUUCGAGCACAUUAUCAACCAGCCCAUCUACUCUGCUGUCACCGAGAAGGUCGAAUUCCUCGACGAACCGAAAUUGACCAAUGUGCCCCCC
Molecule: messenger RNA, 648 nt
Organism: Aspergillus steynii IBT 23096
Lineage: Eukaryota; Fungi; Ascomycota; Eurotiomycetes; Eurotiales; Aspergillaceae
Gene: psoE
Product: glutathione S-transferase psoE
Exons: 3
Cellular component (GO): nucleus; cytoplasm
Source: RefSeq, a predicted model, not a curated record